Molecule: messenger RNA, 2784 nt
Organism: Gracilinanus agilis (Agile Gracile Mouse Opossum)
Lineage: Eukaryota; Metazoa; Chordata; Mammalia; Didelphimorphia; Didelphidae
Gene: MYRFL
Product: myelin regulatory factor like
Exons: 25
Coding region: 1-2784 (927 amino acids)
Biological process (GO): protein autoprocessing; positive regulation of DNA-templated transcription
Cellular component (GO): nucleus; endoplasmic reticulum membrane
Molecular function (GO): DNA-binding transcription factor activity; sequence-specific DNA binding
Source: RefSeq, a predicted model, not a curated record
AUGAACUGCAGUAGCUUGAGAAUAGCGGAAAAGACAAGGACCCUUCAGGCAGUAUCUGGUCAGACUUGGGAGGCAGCAGUAGCAGCAGCAGUAGCAGUGACUGGAGCAGUAACACAGCAGCGGCAGAAGCCAGGAGAGUGCACACAUGGCACUAAUGAGACUCUGGGGAACUCAGUGUUGGAUCCAAAUCUGCUGGAAGAGUUCCUGGGAAGUGACUUUGAUUUGGGAGCCUUGCAGAGCCAGUUACCUGACACUCCACCCUACUCUGGAUCAGAUCCGAGCUCUCCUCCCCAGGUCAAAGGAGCUGGGGCCAGACCUCUCUCCAUGUUACAUCACACCACACCUGGAAAGAUGUUUCUUAAGCCUCUGAAGAACAUGCAUGAAAUAAACUCCACUGGAUAUGCGUCAAGUGGGUUCCAUGACUGUUGCCGGAUGAUUAGUAACACUGAGACUACUUGGGAUGGACCUACUUCCUCCCACUUGGCCUCAAAUUGUUGUUAUCAUCAGUCAAGACUGCACCACAGCCCGGGGGUCUUACUGCCUCCAACCAAAAAGAGAAAGCAUUCUCAGGCGUUGGAAGAGGAAGAAUGCCUAUUCUGGGAUAGAGAGUACAAUGCAACGGUGGGCAGGGAUUAUGCUACAGAAGCUCAUGAAAAUGAUGACCAAGGACAGAGUGCAGCCUCUCUGGAUAAGUUCUGUCCUUCCCUGAAAUGGCAGCCAUAUCAAGCUUCUUCCUGGCACAGCUUACUCAACAGUCAUUCGGAAAAACUCCCUGAUGUAGGCUACAGUGUGGUCACAGACAAAGGAUUUAAUUUCUCUGCGCUAGAUGAGGCUUUUGUUUGUCAGAAGAAGAAUCAUUUCCAGAUCACUGUCCAUGUCCAGGUUUGGGGGAGUCCACAGUUUGUCCAAACCCAAACGGGGAUAAAGCCAAUAGAAACAUUUUACUUGAAAGCUUUUGGAGUGAAGGUAGAAGCCACCAAUCAAAUAAUUGCUAUUGAGCAGUCUCAGUCUGAUCGAAGCAAAAGGCUUUUUAAUCCUUACAAAAUCGAUCUACCAGGAGACCAAGUAACCAAAGUAACACUGGGAAGAUUACAUUUCAGUGAGACGACAGCCAAUAAUAUGAGAAAGAAGGGAAAGCCCAACCCUGACCAAAGGUAUUUUAUGUUGGUGGUUGGACUCUAUGCUGCUAAUCAAGACCAGCUCUAUUUAUUGGCUGCUCACAUCUCUGAGAGCAUAAUUGUUAGGGCAUCUAACCCUGGGCAAUUUGAGAACGACAGUGACGUGUUAUGGCAGCGAGGCCAUGUCCCAGAAUCUGUUGUCUGUCAUGGUCGAGUAGGAAUUAACACAGACACUCCUGACGAAGCCCUGGUUGUGUGUGGCAAUAUGAAAGUGAUGGGGACAGUCAUGCAUCCAUCUGACAGCAGAGCAAAACAGAAUAUCCAGGAGGUUGACACAAGUGAACAACUUCGAAGAAUAAACAGAAUGAGAAUUGUCGAAUAUGACUACAAACCAGAAUUUGCAUCAGUGAUGGGAAUCAACCAUACUCAUCAAACAGGAAUGAUAGCCCAAGAGGUACACGAGAUCUUACCCAGGGCAGUCAGAGAAGUUGGUGAUGUCACGUGUGAGAAUGGAAACAAGUUAGAGAACUUCCUCAUGGUUGAUAAGGAUCAGAUCUUCAUGGAGAACGUAGGCGCCGUGAAGCAGCUCUGCAAGCUAACAAAUAACCUCGAGGAAAGGAUCGAAGAGCUGGAGAGCUGGAGCAAGAAGCUGGCCACGUUAAAGCGUCUUAGUAGCAUGAAGUCCACAGGCAGUGCAGGGAGCUCCCUCAGCAAGUUUAGCCCAACUUUGAGUGCUUCUUCGGUAAGAAGAAGAGCUGCCACUAAAACCAACAAGCUUUAUUUUUCAGAGAACAAACAGGCCUGUCCUAACUGGAUUUUCCAGCUCUUGGUUAUUACUCUGAUUGCUGUGAUGGCAUUCUGUGCCUUGACGAUAGUCUCUCUUUACAUACUUAGUUUACGAGAUCGAGAUCGGAACCAAAAUCUUACUCCUGGCAAUGUGACAAGCUCUCUGAUGCCAGUCCUCCCUACAUGUACCACUUCAGCAGCAUCAAAUACGUCUCUUCCAGCUACAAAACCCUCCUUCAUGGGUCUUGAAAUCACUUUCUGUGAGAUAUUGCCUUGCUUUAAUACUUACUGUUGUCCUGUCAAUGAGGCCAAAGGACUUCUAAGAAGUUCUAUGGGAAAGAAGAUUAAGGAAAAUAGGGACAUAGAUCAAUGGCGAUCUCCAGGAGAAAUAAUCUCAGGAAGAGGCCCCCAAAAAACUGACUGGGGAAAUGAUUGGAUUGACACAACCAUCAGUUCCAUUCAGAUUAUGGAAAUUCAACACAAAAUUGACCAUCGUUACUGCAGUAAGAGCCUUCAGUGUGGGUCUGGAAAUUACAACUACAAUAUUCCCAUCAACAAGCACACACCUACCAAUGUGAAGUUUUCAUUGGAAAUCAACACAACAGAGCCACUGAUUGUCUUCCAGUGCAAAGUCAGCCUUGGAAAUAUAUGUUUCCAUAGGAAAAGGGAUGCCAAUGGGAUCUACAGCCAACAGGAAGUGUUCCAAGAGACAACACAGGGAUGUCAGCAUAUUUGGAGUCUCCCCGUAGCCCCGUUUUCUGACAGUGUGUAUCAUUUCCGAGUAGCUGCACCGGAUCUGGCAGACUGCUCCACAGAUCCUUAUUUUGCUGGGAUCUUUUUCACCGAUUACUACUUUUAUUUUUAUCGACGUUGCAGCUAA